This is a messenger RNA of Lycium ferocissimum, 1607 nucleotides long. RefSeq names its product mitogen-activated protein kinase homolog NTF6. Gene Ontology annotation, biological process: intracellular signal transduction; protein phosphorylation. Gene Ontology annotation, cellular component: nucleus; cytoplasm. The transcript is spliced from 6 exons. Gene Ontology annotation, molecular function: MAP kinase activity; ATP binding. The coding region runs from base 157 to 1275 and encodes 372 amino acids. The record is from RefSeq and is a predicted model, not a curated record. Lineage: Eukaryota; Viridiplantae; Streptophyta; Magnoliopsida; Solanales; Solanaceae.
ACGCUAAAAGACCAGCUUUUUGUCCGUUACACACUUUACCUCCCACACCUUUUCACUUUGCUAUUUCUUAAACAGAGAGAUCACCCCUUGUACUAGAUUCACAUUCCAAAUCAAAUUCUGUCAGAACAAAAAAAAAAAAAAAAAGAGAGAGCAGAAAUGGAAAGUGAAAACAUUGAAACCUUGGUGGAAAUAAAAGGAAUGCCAACACGCGAUGGGAAAUACAUUGAGUACAAUGUAGUUGGUAACUUAUUUGAAGUCACCUCAAAGUAUGUCCCUCCAAUUCAACCUGUUGGUCGUGGGGCUUACGGAAUUGUCUGCUGUGCUACAAAUUCGGAGACGAAGGAGGAGGUAGCAAUCAAAAAAAUUGGGAAUGCAUUUGAAAAUAGAAUUGAUGCAAAAAGGACCCUUCGCGAGAUCAAACUUCUUUCCCACAUGGAUCAUGAAAAUAUAAUCAAAAUAAAAGAUAUAGUAAGACCACCAGACAGAGAGGAAUUCAAUGAUGUGUAUAUUGUGUAUGAACUAAUGGAUACUGAUCUGCAUCAGAUUAUACGCUCUUCACAGGCCCUCACAGAAGAUCAUUGUCAAUACUUUCUCUAUCAAUUAUUACGUGGACUCAAGUAUGUACAUUCUGCUAAUGUUCUACACCGGGAUCUGAAACCUAGCAACUUGCUACUCAAUGCCAACUGUGACCUCAAGAUUUGUGAUUUUGGGCUUGCUAGAACUACUUCAGAGGCAGAUUUUAUGACAGAGUAUGUUGUUACCCGAUGGUAUAGGGCACCCGAGUUACUACUUAAUUGUACUGAAUAUACUGCAGCAAUUGAUAUAUGGUCAGUUGGUUGCAUUUUGAUGGAACUCAUUAAGAGAGAACCUCUUUUUCCCGGCAGAGACUAUGCUCAACAACUGGGGCUUAUCAUUAAGUUAUUAGGUUCACCAGAAGAUUCUGAUCUUGGAUUCCUAAGGAGUGACAAUGCUAGGAAGUACGUUAAGCAGCUCCCUCGAGUUCCAAAACUGCCCUUUUCCGAGCAUUUCCCGGAUGUGUCCCCUUUAGCCCUUGAUCUUGCAGAAAGGAUGUUGGUUUUUGAUCCAGCUAAACGCAUAACCGUUGAGGAUGCACUGAAUCAUCCAUUCAUGAUAAGUCUCCAUGAGAUAAACGAGGAGCCUGUUUGCGCUUCUCCUUUUAACUUUGACUUUGAACAAGCAUCUCUAAGUGAGGAAGACAUAAAGGAGCUCAUAUGGAACGAGGCUCUAAAGUUUGAUACCGAUACAAUGAAGUAAUGAUGAUCCAUACUAUAUUUCCUCAAUAGCUUGUUUCAUCAAUAUCUGGAGUGUGAUUUGGUUUUGACAGGUUAGCCAUUUGUAAUAUCUGUUUGAUUAUUCUUUUAAGCUGAGAUUGGAGAGUUUGGUUUUCCUCCCUUCAUACACGGGGUUGUUAUGGGGGGGAGCGCAUGAACGGGGGUAAUCAAUGGAUUCAUAUUCUACUCAAGAAUCCUGGCCCCUCAAAAUUACUGUAGAAAAAAGGCUAGUCGUGUUCUGUUACAAACUUGAAGCUGUUUGUAAAGCAAAUCAUAGGACAGAAGACCAAUAAGGAUGAAAAAGAAAGAAGUGAA